AUGUAUAACAAUUAAAGUCAACUUAAAUGUUAGCAUGAAGGCCAUGAAAAUGCUAUAAUACUUGGUGUCUGUACUUUUCCGUAGUGUAUAGGGAAAAGGCCGUUUUGCGUUGGUUGUAAAUUUUCAAUUCACAGUGAACAUCAUGGUUCAUUAAAGAAAUUCGAAGAAUUUGAGAAUUGGAAAAAUGAAAACUCAAAUAAUGCAAAUAAACUGCAGAAACUGCACAUUAAAUUGAAGGAAUUGUUAAUUUCCAUAGAAAAAGUCAUAUAAAAUACAUAAGAUUGUGCUAAUUCAAAUUUUACCCAAAUGGAUUAUACUACUUUAGAUAAUUCUAUCAAUAAUUUAAUAAUUGCUUGGAAACAAUAGGAUGAGAUUAUUCAAAACUUAGAUAAAUUUUUGUAGUCACCCAUUGCUUAAACAGCAUUAUAAGCUAUAUAUCCUCAAUAGGGCCGUUCAUAAAGUAUAUCUUCGAUUUUAUACAGGUUUGAGUUAGAGCUAAUAGCUUAAUGCACAAUCAUUUUACAAAAUUGAGAACGAGGUUUAAAAUAAUAACAAUAGCUAUAAGAUAAGUUUUCAAACACCAUAAUAACAAGAAAUUGCUUGUUAAAAUAAAAAAUUUGAAUGCAAUCGGAAUCCAAUAAUAUAAGGAUAAAAUAAAUUUAUACCAGGUAAGCCUCUUUAAGCAGAUAUUAAGUUAAAUAAAGAAAAAGAAGGAACAUAAUUCAACAUAAAAUAGAAUGAAUAUAUUCAUUUCCCUUCCAAUUAAUAAUAGAAUCGAGCAUUUUUAAAUAAUGAUCAAUUCAGAUAAGGUUCAAAUUGA
Paramecium octaurelia is the source of this 820-nucleotide messenger RNA. The record is from the annotation of a GenBank genome assembly. Lineage: Eukaryota; Ciliophora; Oligohymenophorea; Peniculida; Parameciidae.